CGGGCAGCAACGCGUGUCAUAGAGCAGAGCUUCGAUUCGUCCUGUCUGUCUGUCAUCACCUUCUGCAGCGCUCUGAGCCGCAGCUCUAUUUUCUCGGGGGUGCGGAAAGUGCUGGCUUGUCGUACUCGACGCGGUUUUUUCACGGUUCUGUACAGGUUCGUUUUCUUUACGAAUUAGUUCUUUUUUUAUUUUGGUGUGCUAGUGUUUCGAGUGUGUUUUCGGUUGAGCGCCCGGUUGGUUACGGUUUCGGGGAGAGGGGAACAUUUGAGACCGAUGUAUCCACGUGAUAGUUUUCACACGUUUUUGUUAAUAGAAGUAGGACACCUUUCAAACAAAAGCAGUGAAGAAUCGCUAGUAUGCGCCCUAUAAACGUCCGACCUCUGCGCAGAGAGGUGCGCCCACGCAGGGCGCACAGAGCGCUCGCUGCGCCACGGGCGCGUUGUUGUGGGAAGUGAUGUCAACUGCCAGAAGGCUCGUCUUAAGCUUGAGGGGAAGAAAACAAUCGCAGGAUAGUACCCAGGGACAUCUUGUAGGAGGUACGGGAUAUCCAGGGGCAGCCAGUGCAAGUGGCAACCACGAACUAGACGAAAUCGCUGUUGUUUCUAGCAGCGCCGAUCCACUUCACCUCAAAUAUGGUGGAGAGUUAGCUGGUUAUCAGCAGGUCAAUUGUAAUGGACCCAGACUUGUACCAGGUAUUAUUACUUCGGGGGGAUGCAUGGUGGGGUGAGCGGCUUAGGGGAAGUGGCGGAGGGCUCGACAUGGCCCUCAGUCCCCCAUCUCGGCCCACCGCUCAUAAAAACAGCCAGGAAAGUGUCAAUAGAGUACUUAAGAGUGUCAGCAAGCAAAGUCUGUUGAAUUUAGUAGGCUGUAAGCUUGGAAUGAACAAGUGCGGACCCUCCGAGCGUAGCAGCUUUCAUCAGGAAGGCUUUUUCUCGUCGUCACGCGACAGUUUACCUGCCGCUUACGUCAACAGAGCUGCCAAUGUUAGCUCGGCCAGCGAGCUAGAUCUUUCUAGAAAACAUAGAAGAAAAGACUUAAGGAGCCGUUUAAAGCUUCCAACUAGCGUUACCCUCGCCAGUUCAGGCGAAGGACCUCUAUUAGGAGGUUGGCGGACAGGGCCAGGUUCCACUGCCGGCACUAACCCCCCUUCCACUAACCAUUUAAGUAGCAGUAGCUGCAAUGGAACUGAAAGUAGAUACGGCUUUCGUCGUGUAGAUUCCUAUUCCGGUCGUCUACGUGGAGGUCCUACAGGGUGGUCCUUCGUGUUUGAUCCAGCUGGUAGACUUUGUUACUAUUGGUCAAUGAUAGUAUCCCUAGCAUGCCUAUACAACCUUUGGGUGAUCAUUUAUAGGUUUGCUUUUAGGGAAAUUGAUUCUAACACGAUAUUAGUGUGGUUUUGUCUGGACUAUUUCGCGGACUUUUUAUAUCUAAUGGACAUUUUAGUGCAUUUUCGUACCGGUUAUUUGGAGGACGGUGUCCUACAAACGGACGCAGUUAAAUUACGGCAACAUUAUAUGAACUCAACAACAUUUUACAUCGACUGCUUAUGCCUGCUACCACUGGAUUUUUUAUAUCUUUCCAUUGGUUUCAAUUCGAUUCUUAGGCUGUCUAGAUUGAUUAAAUUGUACAGAUUCUGGGCUUUUAUGGAUCGAACUGAAAGGCACACUAACUAUCCGAAUUUUGUAAGAUCUUCCUACCUUAUUCAUACCCUUCUGGUGGUCUUUCACUGGAAUGGCUGCGUGUUUCAUUUAGUUUUAAAAAAUGAUGGUUUUGGCAGCAAAAACUGGGUUUAUAGUGAAAACACAUCUGGUGAAGGUACUGAUCACGUAAAGGCUUACCUACAAAGUUAUUACUGGUGUACUCUUGCAUUAACGACCAUAGGAGACUUACCGAGACCUAGAAGCAAACCGGAAUAUAUUUUUGUAAUAUUUCAGCUUCUUUUCGGCCUUUUACUUUUCGCCAGCGUGAUGGGCCACGUGGCCAAUAUUGUAACAUCAGUAUCGGCAGCCAGAAAGGAAUUUCAGGCUAAACUCGACGGAGUUAAAACUUACAUGCGUAUGCGUCGAGUACCUUCACACCUUCAAGUAAAAGUUAUCAAAUGGUUCGACUACUUAUGGCUAACGCAAAAAUGCUCUGAUGAAGAAAAAGCGGUGUCCUGUCUGCCGGAUAAGCUGAAGGCCGAAAUAGCCAUUAACGUUCACCUGGAUACUCUCAAGAGAGUGGAAAUAUUUCAAAACACCGAGGCUGGGUUCUUAUGUGAAUUGGUGUUAAAAUUAAGGCCGGUCCUAUUUAGUCCUGGAGAUUAUAUUUGUAGAAAGGGUGAAGUAGGUAAAGAAAUGUACAUAGUAAACAGAGGUAGACUGCAAGUGGUUGCGGACAACGGGCGGCAAGUCUUAGCUACCCUUAAGGCCGGUAGCUAUUUUGGUGAAAUUUCCAUAUUGAAUAUGGGCACAGCAGGUAAAUGGUUGGGAAAUAGGAGGACAGCUAGUGUAAGAUCAGUAGGUUACAGUGAUCUGUUUGUAUUAAGCAAAAAGGACAUGUGGGAUGUGUUAAAAGAGUAUCCAGCUGCCAGGGUGCGCUUAGAGGCUAUAGCGGUUAAACGAUUAGAGAAAUACAAAAGAGCACCGCUAGAAAAAGCGGCUAUGGGUCGAAGUCAAUCAACCCCAGGACUAGUAGAAUCACGUGGUAAAGUGACUUUGGAAGAUAUGUGGAUUCCUCCGAUAUCUUUAGUAGGUCCGCUUCCCAUCUUUAGCAGACCUCAGGGCACCAUCUCUCCCCCUCAGAGCAUACAACCCGUACAGACUCCGGACAGCCCUGGUGGUUCGACUAGUAGCGACAAAAGUCGUCAGAGCCGACAAAGUCGACAUCAGAGUUCACAUGCGAGAUCAGGUACUACGAUUAAUGGAGGAGAGAGUAUGACUCAGCUGAUGUCAGGAAGAACAACUCCUCAUGAGACUGCGUCACAUGAAAUCCUAGAGCAGGAAAUUAAAAGACUUAGGGAGCGACUUCAGAUGGUGGAAUCAGAAAAUGCCGCAAUGAGUCUGAAGCUGAGUCAGCAACAAUGGGAACUAGAACACAGAUUGGCUGAAAUAGAAAUGCAAAUAUGUGGAUCUCCGACUACCUCUUCCCUGGACGAAGAAGACGAACUGGAUAAAAAUCGGGAAAGCAUCAUUUAACGCAUAGGGCCGCCGUCACACCACCACGACCAAUGGGACCACGCCGUUGGACAUCAUCCGUCGAACUUCCUGGUCCAGUUCGUGGCGUGACGGCAGCGGGAGUGCGGAAAGUGGACAUUUUGCGUGCAUCUACAGAUUUCUUUAUUUUAGUAGUACAGCUGAUUGAUUUUCAAAUAAUUUCUUGCUUCUAUUAUAUGAAUUUGAUAAUUUAACAGUUCAACACUAUCAAUUAGUUUAAAUACGAACAUAAACAAAUUCAAGUUUUAUUUAUUUUUUACGGAUUACAUUGGCACAAAAGGGCAAACUCUAUGGUACUCUAGUACCACAAGUAGCACCAGUGCUAUGAAAGUGUCUAUGAAUAUUUUUCUUUAAAUUCUGCAAAUUGUAAUAUUCGGGAAAGACGUGCUUUGGGAAUUGAUCCCACAGACUUGCACUUCUCCGUAAAAAGUCCCGAUACAGCGACGUUCUAGGCGACGCGACGGCUGAUGUACUCGAUAUUCAAGAAUCGCAUCUGCCUGUCGAGUAGAUCUUGCACUAGAGCUAUAUCUAGGAUGAAUGAUACGAGCCAGUUCGGAAAAGCAUCUACCGUGAUGGUAUGAAUAAAAGGAACUUCCUUCUAUGCUUCAACCUGUUCAAGCUUCGUGUGAUCUCUGUAUCUACUACAAGACGUAUUUACUUUUCUGGAUGGGAUCAAGAAGGCUCAAAGUGUGCUUGAGUGCAGAGUUCUAUAUGUGAGAGCAAUAAUCAAGAGAUGGAUGAAUCUGAGCCUUGUAAAGCAUUAAAAGCUCUUGCGGUUUAUACAGCCGUUUCGUUUCAAAAAGAGCCCCAAGUUUUUGAGAAUCCGCUUUAGCUACUCCCGAUACAUGAUCAUGCAAAGAUAUAUUUCUUCCAACUUCACAUUUAACAAAACAACUGAAGAAGACAGUGGCAAAGUAAGUCCAGAUAUAAUAAGGCUUGGGGCAGCAGAGGCAACCUUCUUUGUAAAUACAGCAGCCUCUCGUCCUACACCAAUAUAAUGAUAAGGUCGGCAUUAAUGGGUGUUACCUGGCGAUGCCUAUGACACUGGGUGUCGGCUUAAGUCAUCUGAUUGGGCGACUUAAAGAAAGACACCCAUGUACUGUUAUCAGCAAGUCAAAGAUCGGUUCUCAAGGAAGAUUCCAAGCCAAGCAACGAGAGUUGGUGGCAAACCAUAAGAAUGCAGUUUGUUUAAGAGGUUUUUAUGCCAGAUCCUAUCGAAUGCUUUUGAAAUAUCUGGAGCUAUUGCACGAGAUUCGUCAUAUUUCUCGUUAGCCUCAAACCAAACAUGCGUGGCAUAGGCCAACAGAUUGCCAGUAGACCUGUGUUUUCGAAAACCAUACUGACGGUCGCUAAUAAUGUUGGUGGGCUCCAGAUGUUUAUUUUUAUCCAGAUUAUUAUUUUUCUGGCUGACAAAUUUUUUCAUUGCCUUGGUGAUUUCCGGGACUAACGCAAUCGGACGGUAAUUGAUGGGCACCACCUUUAAGGAAGAGACCUCUUCUCUAUGAAAUAGAAAACAAUUUGCCUAAUGGUGUGAGCAUGUGGCCUUAUUAAUGUUCAAGCCUUUGAGAACUUUUUUAGGAUAUCUGUGACCAAAGAUUUCUUUGCAAAGUCAAUGGUGUUUUGCCUUGUCGAACUACGGAAGAAUUUGAUGCGAUUAUCUGACCAGCAAGUCUGCCUUUUCCAUUGUGGUCAUUGCAAUAGAACAAUCUUUCCUUAACAAUGGCAAAAUUUUUGAUCUACAAAAAUCUUGACCAAGUGCUUUUGCUACAGACCAGAAUGAUCUUGAUCCAUUUUAGCAAUUGAGAAGUUUGUUUUUCACUCUCUCAUAUAUUUUUCUUGCAGGUAUCGAUCAUCUAAAUGCACGCAUUUCUCAAGGCACCAAAGUUGACAUGAUCUGCAAGCCUUGGGUCUUAGCGCCAUUUGCAAUAGGCAGCAUUUUUCUUGUUUGUUGCCUUGAUGCAACUUUUAUCGAAUUACGGUUUGCUGUCUAAAGAGCUUUUCAAAGUUAUGUCGGAAAUGUCCCUCAUGUUGCGGUCAUUAAUUUGUGAUUUAAUAUACCUAGUGAUGUAUGUAAGCUAAUAUUGUAAGGAUCAGGAUCUGCAGUGAGAAACAGAUCCAGGAGGCUAGCAAAAUCUCCCUAUAGGCUCCCUUAUAGGCUGCGUUAGGUUGUGAUUAAAUGCAAAAAAUUCUCAAUCCAGAAUACGUCAACCAAUUGACAUUGUGAACGCAAUAACAAAUUUUGCACUUGGAUGGUUUGCUUGCAAAUCGUUGAUUUUAUCAGCAAGGUCGGUACAAUGCUUUUUGUAGUGUCUAUCGCAGGGUGGUAUGUAGAGGACGCAAAAAUACCUUGAUUUUUAGUUGUUAUUUUGAACCACAAAACAUCGAACCCUGGGGGUUCCAGAGCUUCUUCCGCUGGCAAGAUAUGUCGCUUUUAAUGAAGACGGUUAGUCUAAAGUUGUACCCAAAUCGGUGUCCAGGAUAUAACAUAUGUACCGUGGUUGGUUCCGAAAUUACUUUCGUCUAGGCUAGACUUAAAAUGUGAGGUCUGUUUGUUUACACUUGUUCAUACACGGCAUUUAUGUUCAUGUUCAGACCUCUUAUAUUACAUAGAUCCUCUCUUAUAUAUUUCACGUUUGAUGGUCCUUUCAGAUCAGCCUCUACUCAGAGAUUUGAACAACAGGCUAGUUUAACUCCACAAUAUUUUAAUCCAAGAAGGGACAUUACGUUUUUUUUCCUUCUUCACCCUGGAAACCGGAUUAAUCGGCAUAACAUUACACGUCUACCACUUUAUUGAAUAAAUUAUUUCGUAGGAAGUGUCGCAACGUCCAAAGGGGUUUUAAAUAUAAGGUACAAUCAUAUUAGUUAAGUUUGUUGGUCAUUGUGAAAAAGCCGUGAGGGCUGGCGGAUUUCAGGUUGUGUCACGUGAAGUAUUCACUAUGCAAAAAUACAUUUUGCAGCAGCCAGUGCAAGCGGAGAAUCCGUUAAGCAUUGCAGUUCUCUCUUUAACUUAGAGAAAAAGAACUUUGUAUUUCGGUACCCAUGAAAGAAAUUGACCAGUUAUAUAAAUGAAAGUUGUGUAACAUCUCCACUGUAAUAUCUUCAAAUAUUUCUCUUAAAAUCUUAAGGUACUCUUUUGUCAAUGCAAAGUAAGGAAAAAAAGCCACACAAUUUUUUUCUCUUUACGAAUAGUUAUUUAAAUACAAAAAACUAGUAGGUUAAUUCGUUACUUUUUUAUUAGUUUUAUUGAACUUUAUUGAUCACUUUUUCAUAAGCUUUGUCAAAAACUGCGUAGUUUUAAACACCAAAAAAUAAAUCAAACUAUUUUUUUUAAUUUACGUACUAGUUGCAUUAUCUAUAAUCAGCUAUACUACUAACAAAAAGUGAUAGUGUCCACAAAGACAUAAAUAAAACAAAUAUUUCCUACGACUGCCAUAUUUACAUUUAAACAAGAACUUUUAAAGAAUUUAUAAAUCGUGUCUUGGUGCGAAAGAGUAUUAUACAUAGAUAGUUUUUUAUGCCCUCUAAAUAUAGAUGUACAAGAUAUCUCACUUGUUGUACGCAUGUAAGUAUAAAAAAUUGUUAUGAAAAAUACGGGUAUCCUUUUAGUAAUUAUUUCAACAUAGUAAUUAUAUAUUUUUUGUCUUCCUAUGUGCCGCUUGUCUUUUUUGGCACUGCCUGUAUAUUUCUGUUUAUAUUGUCACCCUAUAUUUAAAUAUUAAAUGCAUAUGAAAUUUGAAAAUGGUGCUUUAAAAAUAUUUAUAAUAUGCGUUCCCCAAUUAUUAUUGUAUAUAUGAUAUGAAAUUGAACAUGAUGGUACUAUGAAAUAAUUGUAUAUUUUAGUGUAUAUAGUUGUUGUUUUACCAUUUUAAGACUAAAUAUCAAUUAAUUUUUAACAGUAUCGUAUAUCUUUUUUUAGGUACACUUGUACUGAUUGUAAUGCACAUAUGGACCAAGUAACGUUUAUAUUGUCCUAUUUGUAUAGGGCGCCGCAGUAAUUGUUUUUGCUCACACUAUAUUAUAGGGUGGCACUAAAAGACAUGUACGUAAAAACAUUUGAAUUAUGGUUUUGUACAGAUUCUUUUAGUAUCUCUCUAUUACCUUGAACUUAAUUCCAUUUUGCAGUAGAUUUUUUAAAUAAUUUUGUUUUCCAAUUUAUUUUUGGUGAGAAAUAAGAGAAAUCCUAUGACCAAAUAAAUUUUAAGAAAGCGAGAAAAAAAACUUUCUCCCACUGUACAUUCCUAGCUUCGUUCGCUGUACAUUAUUGGAUUUAAACAUGUUGUCACGUGUGAAAUUUGUAAAUUUUUUCUUUGUUAAUUAUCAAUUGAAAAUAAAGUCCUAUUUAUAUAUUAUACGAUUUUGACGUUGUGUUUUGUAUGGUUAAUUUAUUAAGAUUUUUAUGGUUGAUGUGUCAUAUCAAUAAUUAAUUAAUAAAAUAUACCUUUGUGCAAAAAUCUGUUUCUUCGGACAAAAUUAUAACGAUGUAAAUUUUUAAUCUUGUUUUUGCUUUGUGCCAAAUUUAAAUAAAAAAAAACUUUUGUCGUUGUUAUAUCUAAUUAUUAAAAUAUAAUUCCCCACUUAUUA
This is a messenger RNA of Anthonomus grandis grandis, 7775 nucleotides long. Its product is annotated as cyclic nucleotide-gated cation channel alpha-3. Gene Ontology annotation, biological process: monoatomic cation transmembrane transport. Bases 672 to 3176 code for a protein of 834 amino acids. The record is from RefSeq and is a predicted model, not a curated record. The transcript has 17 exons. Gene Ontology annotation, molecular function: cGMP binding; protein-containing complex binding; intracellularly cAMP-activated cation channel activity. Lineage: Eukaryota; Metazoa; Arthropoda; Insecta; Coleoptera; Curculionidae. Gene Ontology annotation, cellular component: intracellular cyclic nucleotide activated cation channel complex; plasma membrane.